Molecule: messenger RNA, 2490 nt
Organism: Coprinopsis cinerea okayama7#130
Lineage: Eukaryota; Fungi; Basidiomycota; Agaricomycetes; Agaricales; Psathyrellaceae
Product: 2-isopropylmalate synthase
Exons: 5
Coding region: 11-2386 (791 amino acids)
Biological process (GO): L-leucine biosynthetic process
Cellular component (GO): mitochondrion
Molecular function (GO): 2-isopropylmalate synthase activity
Source: RefSeq, a predicted model, not a curated record
UUUUCUCAAAAUGCCAAUGCUAGCCGAUCCUUCCGUGAAGUACAAGAGAUACACCCCUAUUGAUCUCCCAGAUCGCAAAUGGCCGUCUGCAAAGUAUGGCGACAAGGUUCCGAUCUGGCUGUCCACCGACCUCAGGGACGGCAAUCAAGCUUUGGCAAACCCUAUGACCAUUGAGCAGAAGACUACCUUCUUCCGCCAGCUGGUCAAGUGCAAAGUGAAGGAGAUCGAGGUUGCAUACCCGGCAGCCAGCGACACAGACUUCAACUUUGUUCGCGGCCUCAUCGAGAAUGGAGAGAUCCCCGACGACACCUGGAUCCAGGUCCUCACCCCAGCCCGAGAAGACUUGAUUCGACGAACAAUCGAAGCAGUCGCCGGCGCCAAGCACGUCAUCCUGCAUAUGUACAACGCUACUUCGCCCACCUUCCGGAAUGUCGUCUUUCGACAUACGAAAGAACAAACUAUCGAUUUGGCAGUACGACAUACCAAGCUCGUCCGUCAGCUGACCGAUGAGUGCACCGCGAAGUACGGUACCAUCUUCAAGUACGAGUACAGCCCCGAAACCUUCACUCAGACGGAACCCGAGUUUGCGGUUCAAAUUUGUGAAGCAGUCAAGGCAGCUUGGGGAAAGGCAGGGCCUGGGGAGGAUCGUAUUAUCUUCAAUCUUCCUGCAACUGUGGAGAUUGCACCUCCGUCACAUUAUGCUGAUCAGAUUGAAUACUUCUGUCGCAAUAUCAGUGAGCGAGAGAAAAUCAUCGUCAGUUUGCACCCGCACAAUGACAGAGGUACUGGCAUUGCCGCUGCUGAAUUGGGCAUGUUCGCUGGCGGCGACCGUAUUGAAGGUUGCUUGUUCGGAAACGGCGAGCGUACAGGAAAUGUCGACCUCGUCAACUUGGCUCUGAACCUGUACACACAAGGUAUCAACCCCGGCCUCGACUUCAGCGAUAUCCAGUCCGUUAUCGACACCGUCACCCAAUGUAACGAUCUUCCCGUCCACCCUCGCCAUCCGUAUGCUGGAGAGCUCGUCUUCACCGCUUUCUCUGGAUCCCACCAGGACGCUAUCAAGAAGGGCUUCGAGGCGCAGAAGAUUCGUCACACCACCGGCGUCGACCAAUACUGGGACAUGCCGUACCUCCCCAUCGACCCUGCCGACCUUGGCCAGAACUACGAGGCCGUCAUCCGUGUCAACUCCCAGUCCGGAAAGGGUGGUAUCUCCUACCUCAUCAAGCAGCAUUUGCACCUGGACAUGCCCCGCAAGAUGCAGAUCGCGUUCUACCAGGUUGUGCAGGCCGUGGCCGAUCGCGAGGCUCGGGAGAUGACCGUCGAAGACAUCACCACCGCUUUCCGCUCCCAUUACCACUUUGGCUCCAAGUACGCUGGUCGCUUGGUUCUUAGGAACUUCAAGAUCUCUGCCGAACCCAGUGACGACCCCGAUUCGAACAGCGACCAUGGAGCUGACGAGCGCAAGCAAUUCGAUGGUACCAUCUCUGUCGACGGUGUUUACCGUGUUGUCCGAGGUAACGGCAACGGUCCUUUGUCUGCUCUCUUGGACGCCCUGAAGACACACCUGGACAUCGACCUCGCCAUCCGCGAGUACACCGAACACACUACUGGAGAAGGCCAGGACGCCAAGGCUGCUUCCUACAUUGAGGUGGUACCCGCCGACGACAGGAAAUCCACCAAGUCUUGGUGGGGUGUGGGCCUCGACGCUGACAUCGCCGAGUCUGGUCUCCGUGCCUUGCUCAGCGCUGUCAACAGUGCCAUUGGAGACCGACCUCUUCCUGAGCUCAAGCUGUCCGUCGGUUUCAACGCUGCCUCAGGCCACGACGACAUCUCUAGCCGAGUCCUCAACGCCCUUGGAUUGGAGCUUCCUCGUCGCCUGCAGGCUUCAUUCUUCGAGGUCGUUCAACGCGCUGCCAGGGACAACGGCGGUGAAAUCUCAUACGAAGCCCUUAUCAAUCUUUUCCAGACGACAUACCGAUACCUCUCACCCGACACCACCGCACCUUCGUUCGCUCUGGGACAGUUCAAGUUGGAGCAAGUUGGCGAAGGCUCUGGCCGGCAGUUCGUUGGAGAGAUUUUGUUCAACGGCGAGAAGCGCAAUGUCACUGGACAAGGCAACGGCCCUCUGUCUUCGGUGGUUGAUGCCUUGCAUCCCUUCAUCGAAGGCACACUCUCCAUUCGAGAAUACUCGGAACACUCGAUCGGCGAGGGUACCGAAGUGCGCGCCGCAUCAUAUGUCGAACUUGUGUAUGAUGUCGGUGGAAACAAGAAGACCAGUGCAUGGGGCAUUGGAACGGAUACUGAUAUUACAGCAUCUGGUAUCCGAGCCGUUCUGAAUGCGGCGAGCGGCCUGGAUGUGGUUUUGAAGAAAAACGCGGCGUCAUAAUCUGAUAGGCGCACGAAAACUCUAACUACAAUUGUAUUAUAUCUUGUACAUAGCUCCAUUUAACCUGGCGGUGUAUUCGACUUUGCUUCUCUGUUUAUGGGCAA